AUGGACGCGUUUUUCCUAAAGCAUCAGCUGUUUACGCAGGACGUGAUGGUUCUUCUAGACCAGCCGAAGGAACAAGAAGAGGACGGGAAUGAAUACAAGAAAUUACAAUUGCUUAUAAAAACGCACGGAGGCGUUCUAUUAGAUCAACACGACAGCAACGACGCGCGUGUUAAUAUCGUACUGCUUGAUGGACGGAAUCAGGAUCAGAAUGAGCUAAAGAAUCGUUUUCCAUUGGCUGAAAUUGUAAAUGUCCAAUGGAUAAAGGACAGUAUUCAACAAAAUCGACGACUUGAGAUCCCAUCCUAUUGUAUCCAGGAUAAGCAACAUUUAUCCUACAGGAUGGAAUCUCAAGCAAUGAAGAAACAAAAGACUGUAGCUGCACAAGAUACGGCAGAUUUCAAUCCUAAAGAAGCAAGUGUAUUACAUUUGGAAGCUACAAAGCCACAGUUUAGGCCAUGGACGACGAUUCACAAAUCAGUCUAUGUCCUAGAUACUCGACCUCAAAUGCAAGAUGGAAAGCAAGCGACAGAUCAAAGCUACAAGGUUGCAGCUUUUGACCUGGAUUGCACGCUAAUUGUAACGAAGAGUGGAAAGAAGUAUGCACGGAAUCAUAACGAUUGGAAGUGGUUUCAUCCGACCCUUGUAAGGGACAAACUGGCCAAAUUGGCCCGUGACGGCUUCACACUGACCAUCUAUUCGAAUCAGAAUGGGGUUGCCCAAGGACACAUCACAGCGGCUCAAUUGCAGAAUAAGCUUGAGACUAUCGUGCAGCAGCUAGACCUUCCUGUGCUCGUAUUUCUUGCUACAGAGAAUGAUAUUAUGCGCAAACCUCGUCUUGGUGUCUGGAAGGAGCUGGCGAAGUUGUUGAGCGCAAAGGGUGAAGAUGCCAUUGAUAAGGAAGCUAGCUUUUACUGUGGAGAUGCUGCAGGACGACCUAAGAUUGCAGGGCGCUCGAAAGAUUUUGCUGCGACGGACUACAAGUUCGCACUAAAUGCAGGCAUUCGGUUUUUUACACCUGAAAGCUUUUUUUUGAUACAAAACAGCGAAUUCAUACAUGUCCCGAAACCACCUUUGCUGAUUCCCGCAUCAGCGCAAAUUGUAAAAGAAGAACAGGAAAUGGUUGUUCUUGUUGGUCCGCCAGCUUCGGGAAAAUCGUUCUUUGCAAACACGUAUCUGAGCUCUUACGUCCUUGUAAGUCAAGAUGAGUUGCGAACAGCUGCAAAUUGCAAAAAGAAGUGCCUGGAAGCAAUAGCGCAGCAGAAAAGUGUGGUUAUUGACAAUACAAAUUGCGAUCCACGCGCAAGAAAGGCGUGGAUUGAAAUUGCGAAGGAAAAGAAUUUGCCCAUCCGGUGUUUCGAAAUGGACGUCAACAAAUUGCUAUCGAUGCAUUUAAAUACGUUUAGAUGGCUAACCCAGCAGAAAAAAGUUCCGGAUGUUGCUAUUCAUGGAUUCUACAAGAAUUUUGUGUCACCAACGGAAAAAGAAGGGUUUGCUGAGGUGAUUAAGGUCCCAUUCCGAGUCAACAGAAACGUCUCCGACGUUGAUCAAGCAUUGCUGCUAUCUUAUGUUUCAUAA
Peronospora belbahrii is the source of this 1575-nucleotide messenger RNA. NCBI's taxonomy places the organism in Eukaryota, Oomycota, Peronosporomycetes, Peronosporales, Peronosporaceae. The record is from the annotation of a GenBank genome assembly.